AUGUAUAAAUAUUGUAUAGUGCCGAAAUGUACAAACACUUCUAUUAAAACACCAGAAAAACUAUUUUUUAACGUACCGAAAGACCCAAAACUUCGUAAAAAAUGGUAUUCCAUUGCAAAAAGAGAUGAUAAAACUACACCCUCUGCCCAGGCUACAAGACAUUGCUGUGAAGAUCACUUCGAUUUAGAAGAAGAUAUGGAAAAUUACGUAAAGUUUAAGUUAGUUGGAGGAAAGCUUAAACUAAAGAAGGGAGUUUUGCCUCAUAAGUUUGAAUGCCAAAAGCCCCAAAAAAAGAAAAUUGACAGACCCGGUUUUAAAAAACGACAAGACAUUGAAUAUUUUGAAAGAAUUUUAAGUAGAGAUAUUGGACACGAAGACCUGUUGUUGCAUUCCAUUGAAGUAGUAGAGUGUGAAAAUCAAGACUCAAAUAACAUCCAAAACAGUGAUCCCCUUAACAUACCUGAAGAAAUAGACGUAUUAUCAAAAAACAAUGUAAGGAGUCAAAAAACACAAGCAGUGCAGGUUAAUAUGAAACCAAAAAUGAAAACUAAAUCUAAUAAUACGCCAAUGAAAUGGAAACAACCAAUAGUUAAAAAAAAAGUAAUCCCUAAAAAUCUUGAUCCAAACGUUAGCUUCACGAUCAGCAACUCAAACUCAAGUGAAAAUACUCGUUCUUUUGGUGUUAAUGCUAGUGAUAACGAGUCGAAUGAUUUAGAAAUAACAAAAACGAUGAACAAAAAUUUCUUCAAUGAGCAUAUGCAAAAGGGCGCUCUAAUGGCUAUAUCUCGAGAUCCAAAAUUACUGAUAGGCAUUCCUGCCCAUUCAUAUUUUUGUAUCAAACAUUUACAAAACUUCACGGAAAUAUCAUCUAUUGAAAUCCUAGUGACUUUACGAAAAAUCCGAUGGCAUGACCCAAACUCAAUGCUUGCAAUACAUUUUGGCCUCUCUGAGAGUUCUGUGACUAAAUAUUUUAAUAAAACUCUCCCAAAAAUUGCACUGUGCCUGAAUCGACUUAUUAUCUGGCCAUCAGCAGAUGAUGUCAGAGAAAACUUGCCGAUAGCUUUUAGGAAGCGCUAUUCUAAAGCGAUUUCAAUAAUCGAUUGUUUUGAAAUUCAAAUCGAGAAACCUAGUAACGCUUCGCACCAAGCGGCUACAUGGUCUCAAUAUAAAAGCUGCAAUACCAUUAAGUACUUGAUUUCAAUUACACCUGACGGUUUGAUAAACUUUAUCUCAGAGGGAUAUGGAGGGAGGACUCCAGACUCAACAAUAUUUGAAGACAGCGGAUUUCUUGACAAAUUGGCACAAGGAAGUAUUGUGUUAGCUGAUAGGGGUUUCAAAAAUAUUUCCCAUUUACUGGAACAACGUGGUUGUACACUUCUGAGGCCACCUAGUGUGAGUUCCAACUCAAAACUUACAGCAGAGGAAGUCUUGCAAACAAAGAGAAUCGCUGCUAUAAGAGUUCACGUUGAAAGAAGCAUAGGGAAGUUGAGAGACUUUAAAAUGAUCGGACCUCACGCAUGUGUCGAUAUUUCAUACAUACAUUUUUUGGAUAAUAUUGUAACAAUAGCCUGUGGCUUAGUUAAUUUACAGAAUUGUCUAUUUAGUAAUCAAGUAUAA
Molecule: messenger RNA, 1617 nt
Organism: Parnassius mnemosyne (clouded apollo)
Lineage: Eukaryota; Metazoa; Arthropoda; Insecta; Lepidoptera; Papilionidae
Source: the annotation of a GenBank genome assembly